CUUCCCCAUUUUGGAUUCGCUGCUGUCUCUUUGUCUCCAUCAAGAUGCCACGUCCCUCCGACCGCCGGAGAUUCUUGGCGCUUCCGGUGGUGCAGCCCGGCGCCAACGUCCGCCCGAGUGUCCUCCUCGAUGCCCUCGUCGUCCUCGCCGACGAGAUCCUCGCCCUCCGGGCUUGCCCCUUUAGGGUCCACCGGCGCAGCGCUCGCGAGGCGAUCCGCGAGGUCGUGACGAUCCGCGAGUUCUUGGCGGACGUCCGCCGCCGGGGGUCGGCCCUCCCCGAUUCCAUCGUGGUCGGCUUCUCCGAGCUCUACAUCACGCUCCAGAAGCUGCGCCACCUCCUCCAAGAUUGCGCCCGGCCGGGCGCACGGUUGUGGGUGCUGAUGCGGUCGGAGCGGGUGUCGAGCGAGUUCCUGGUCCUCGUUCGCUCCAUAUCCGCCGCCCUCGACGUCCUCCCACUGGCGUCGAUCGACGCCGUCUCCGAGGUCAAGGAGUUGAUUCGGUUCGUCGAGGAGCAAGCAUGGAAGGCCACGAUCGAGACCGAGCCCGAUGAUGCCCAGGCAAUAAGGAGUGUUUCGUCCGUGCUUUGCCAGUUCAAGAAUGGGAUUGCUCCGACCCGGAGCGCCCUCAGACAGAUCUUGGAUCACUUGCACAUCCGAAGCUGGAACGAUUGCGGCGAAGAGAUUGCGUUCAUGGAAGAGCUCUUCUUUGAGAGCUCCGACGACGGCGAAGAGGCAGCCCUACUUGACAGCUUGAUGGCGUUCAUGGCCUAUUGCCGGGCGGUGCUUUUCGAUACCAUGGACGACGAGAAGAGCGCCGACGAGCAAUUGAAGGCCCAAGCAACAGCCAUGAAUCAUGUCAUCGUCAAUCUGGAUUAUCUCCGGUGCCCCAUCUCUCUCGAGCUCAUGACGGACCCUGUGACGCUUGCCACAGGUCAGACCUACGACCGAGCAUCCAUUUCGAGGUGGUUCGAAUCGGACUGUCUCUCCUGCCCGGUCACCGGCGAGAAGCUGGCCAACAAAGAUAUGGUUCCCAAUUCCGCCAUUCGGAACCUCGUCGAGCAGUUCUGCCAACAGAACAACAUACGCUUCCCCGAACCAAAGGCCAAGCAGAAGCGCGAUGUGGCGAGGACCGAGAAGCCUCUCACCUCGGCGGCAGCAGGAGCCAUGGCAAUGGUGGCUGCUUCUCUAGUCGACAAGCUUGCGACCGGGACGAACCAAGAGAAGAACAAGGCCGCUCACGAGAUCAGGAAGCUGUCCAAAUCAAACAUCUUUAACAGAGCUUGCUUAGUAGAUGCUGGCUUAGUCCCAUGGCUUCUCCAGCUCUUCUCUUCAAUGGAUACUUCGAUCCAGGAAAAUGCAGUGGCGGCGGUGUUGAACAUCUCAAAGCACCCAGAUGGCAGCAGGGCCAUCGUCGAGGUCGGUGGCCUCUGCCUCAUCGUUGAUGUCAUCAGAUAUGCACUCAAAAGUCAGGCCCGGCAGAACGCAGUCGCCAUCCUCUUCUACCUGUCAUCGAUCGAAGAGUAUCGAAUCGAGAUCGGGAAGAUACCUCAGGCGAUCCCGACAUUGGUGGAGCUCUUGAGGGAAGGAACUUACCGGGGAAGGAAGAACGCCGUCGUUGCUCUAUAUAUGCUGCUACAGGCUCCCGACAUCCUGCCUAAGGCCCUCGAUGCAGGGGCUGUCCCGGUUCUCGUGGCUCUUCUCUCCAGCGAACAAGAGGAUCUUGCUGGCGAUGCAGUGGGUGUUCUUGCAAAGACCGCAGAGAGGCACGACGGUGCGACGGCGAUUCUGGAGUCCUCCGCCAUACCUCAACUGGUGGAGUUCCUCCGGUCGUCCACGUCUCGGUCUGGGAGGGAGAAGUGCGUCUCCACCCUCCUCUCUCUCUGCGACACCGGCGGAGCAAAGGUGGUCAGGUUGCUUGGACAGAUACCUGCGCUUCUGCCCUCCUUGUACUCCCUCGUCGCGCACGGCACUUCUCAAGCCAGGGCGAAGGCCAUAUCGCUCGUCAAUUGCAUACAGAGUCUCCAUGGCCAGGGAUACCCUGUCAUUGUCGCAUCUGCUGCGCAAGAACACAUCAUUCGUGCACAGUGAUGGUUUUUGAUCAUUCGUUAGAUCUUUCUUUGAUUUCAGCUCGGAUUUUAGAAGAGUUGUAAUCCAGUAUAGUCCCGAAAUAUACUUG
Musa acuminata subsp. malaccensis (wild Malaysian banana) is the source of this 2175-nucleotide messenger RNA. RefSeq names its product U-box domain-containing protein 19-like. Gene Ontology annotation, molecular function: protein binding; ubiquitin-protein transferase activity. The record is from RefSeq and is a predicted model, not a curated record. Lineage: Eukaryota; Viridiplantae; Streptophyta; Magnoliopsida; Zingiberales; Musaceae. Gene Ontology annotation, biological process: protein ubiquitination.